AUGGACGACACACUUAUAAAAAAACGCCUUAUCGUGGAAGAACGACCUUUGCGUAGAUUUAUUAGCAAAUGUCACGAAUUUCAAAACAAUGAGCUUGACAUAGACGAUUUAGAGGUUGAGUGUGCAGCAAUGGAAGCUGUUUGGACGCGUUUACAGCUUCAAAGCGAAACGAACGAGAACGAGUCUCGCGUUUACCAAAAACGAGUUGAGGAAAUUGAAAAAGAAUGUGAGGAGGAAACAAAGACCAUCGAGGAACUGUUAAAACAAAUGGAAGCUACCAAAGAGGAUUUCCACCGAAAAGAGCAAUAUGAUAACAUUGCCAAGAUGAUCACCUCUAAAGAUCUUCGAAGUCCUGAAGAACAGCAGCAAUUGGUAACCAAGUUAAACGAUGCUAUUGAAGAGCUGCAAAAAGAAAAGGAGUCUUACACUAGCUUGUGGGAUGCUCGAAAUGCUUCAUUUGAGGAAAUUUUAAAGCAAAUCCAAUCACUAAAAGAACAGAUUCAUCCGACCGUCUCUCCAACUACAGCGGAUGACACAAACGGCAUGCAAGAGGAAGGCGAACAUCCAGAUGCUUGA
This is a messenger RNA of Schizosaccharomyces japonicus yFS275, 576 nucleotides long. RefSeq names its product THO complex subunit 7. Lineage: Eukaryota; Fungi; Ascomycota; Schizosaccharomycetes; Schizosaccharomycetales; Schizosaccharomycetaceae. The coding region runs from base 1 to 576 and encodes 191 amino acids. The record is from RefSeq and is a predicted model, not a curated record. Gene Ontology annotation, biological process: mRNA processing. Gene Ontology annotation, cellular component: THO complex part of transcription export complex; nucleus. The transcript has 4 exons.